Andrographis paniculata is the source of this 2139-nucleotide messenger RNA. Its product is annotated as serine/threonine-protein kinase STY46-like. Lineage: Eukaryota; Viridiplantae; Streptophyta; Magnoliopsida; Lamiales; Acanthaceae. Gene Ontology annotation, biological process: protein phosphorylation. Gene Ontology annotation, molecular function: ATP binding; protein kinase activity. The record is from RefSeq and is a predicted model, not a curated record. The transcript has 16 exons. Bases 264 to 1955 code for a protein of 563 amino acids.
UAUUCACAGAUAUGCAACUGCAUAAUUUUGCCCCUAAAGUUUCUCUUCUGCAGUCUAAAGCACCGCACGCUUCUCCUGUGACUCUUAACCAAAUCUGCUUUAAUUUCCCAAUCCCAUUGGAUUCGCAUAUUCGCUCUCUCCUCUUCUUCGUCUUCUUCUCUCUUGCGUCUCUCCUUUCGUUUGUUUUUACAUGUGAUUGAUGUGUUGUGUUGUAAACCUAUUUCUGCUGCCCCGAAUUCACUCUUGAAGCAGGAUCGUUCGACAUGGCGAUUGAGGAUAACGAGAGUUGUGGAAGUAGGGUGGUCGAAUCUUCCGCGCCAAGGAACCGCCACGAGACGAAGCUCCAGGUUUACAAUGAGGUUUUGCGCCGCCUUAAGGAGGCUGACCACCCCGAAGCACUCGAGCCCGAUUUUGACCAUCAGCUUUGGGCGCAUUUCAACCGCCUCCCCGCCAGGUAUGCGAUGGAUGUAAAUACGGAGAGGGCGGAAGAUGUUCUCAUGCACAAGCAGUUACUGCAUUUAGCUAGUGAUCCUACCAAUAGGCCUGUUUUUGAAGUCCGACUUGUGCAGGUUGUGCCUGCCAUUGAUGAGAGUUCAGGAGAUUCCAUUCAUUCACCUGUACCAAGAAGAGGAAGUAUCCAUCCCCCACCGGCCUUUGGUUCUUCACCUAAUCUUGAAGCUCUUGCGCUUGAAGCAAGCAAACCUGAAUUACAAGAUGGGGAUGAUAAUGAUGCCAACUUCCUAAGGCCGAUGCAUGAAAUCACCUACUCAUCAGAUGACAGGCCAAAACUCCUCAGUCAGUUGACUUCUUUAUUAGCUGAACUGGGGCUGAAUAUUCAGGAAGCGCAUGUCUUUUCCACUGUGGAUGGCUACUCUCUUGAUGUUUUUGUGGUUGAUGGCUGGCCAUUUGAGGAGGUUGAGAAACUUCGGGUUGCUUUGGAGAAAAAAGUUUCGAAGAUUGAGAGAUGUUCUUGGCCAGAUACACAUUUGGGGCUCCCUCAACAUAAACGUGAGCAAAUAGAGAUUAAACGUGAACCUGGUAUUGUAGCAAGUAGUCUGACAAUACCCAAUGAUGGCACUGAUGUGUGGGAAAUUGAUCCUGAGUUCUUGAAAUUUGAAUCCAAAAUAGCAUCAGGAUCUUGUGGUGAUUUAUACAAAGGUACCUACCGAAGUCAAGAAGUAGCAAUCAAAAUUCUAAAGGCGGACUCCUUGAAUAAUGAAAUGCAAAGAGAGUUUGCCCAAGAAGUAUAUAUAAUGAGAAAAGUUCGACACAAAAAUGUUGUCCAGUUCAUAGGAGCAUGCACUAAACAUCCCAAUUUGUGCAUUGUAACAGAAUACAUGUCCGCAGGGAGCAUUUAUGACUAUUUACACAAGCGAAAGGGUACUUUUAAACUUUCAGCCUUACUCAAAGUGGCCAGUGACGUCUCGAAGGGUAUGAACUAUUUGCAUCAGAACAAUAUAAUUCACAGGGAUUUGAAGGCUGCAAAUCUUUUAAUGGAUGAAAAUGAAGUGGUUAAGGUGGCUGAUUUUGGUGUGGCUAGAGUGAAAGCACAAACAGGUGUAAUGACAGCUGAAACUGGGACAUAUAGGUGGAUGGCACCUGAGGUGAUUGAACAUAAAGCCUAUGAUCAUAAGGCGGAUGUCUUCAGUUUUGGGGUGGUUUUAUGGGAAUUGUUGACAGGAAAGAUCCCAUACGAGUACUUGACUCCCUUACAAGCUGCAGUCGGAGUUGUUCAGAAGGGUCUCCGGCCCACUAUUCCUAAACACACCCAUCCAAAGCUUGUUGAGCUGUUGGAGAGCUGCUGGCAGCAGGAUCCUGCUUUGAGACCUGACUUCGCUGAAAUAAUGGAAAUAUUAAGACAAAUCUCAAAGGAGGUUGCAGCAGACGACGCUCUAGACAAGCGGAAAGAGAAAUCCACCGGGCUUUUAUCGGCCCUGAAACGGGGACUUCACUGAAAUUUAUAUGCCUUCUAUGCUGAUGGCCUAAAGCUCCCAUAAAAACUACUUUGAUUCUUAGAUUUUUCUCUCUAUGGCGCCAGCUUGUGUCAUUUUCAUUAAUCCCGUACAGUACAGAUAUGUGUUUUCCAUCCUUAGAGCUUGGUUUACUAAUGAAUCAAUCUUUGAUUUUUAUUUUUCUUAA